CACAAGCACCACCACGGCCUUCUAACGCCCCACAGCAGACCCACAAGCGCACUCCCACAAACACCGCAAAAGCCACAAACCAAAACUGAAAACGAGAGCAGGAAAUUCUUCGCAACUAGAAAACGCCAAAGGGAAAGAUGCGGCACCACAUAAAGCCGGACGCACAGCACAGCCGCAAGCACAGCACUCGCCAACACGACCCACGCUCACGAUCCUCCCGCACGGCGGCACCACCACCGGACAACCGGACACACCACCAUGGCUGCGCCCGCAACCCGACACCCCUGCCUGCGGCACAGCACCCCGGUCCUCCUGCUCCUCCUGCCCGCUCUCAGCGCGGCCCUCAGAUGCGCCAACCUUCGCACCCAACAGAGCACCUUCAACUGGGACAGCCUCCAGCUCCUCCACGCCAUGGCUCCCAGCCCCCCGCCUCAGCCCUGCGCCCAACACGACCCACCUUUCCCCUUCCCCGACACCCUCCUGGCAAUCCAGUCCCCACAACAAGCCACCGCCGCCAUCCUCCGCGUCCUCCAGCACCUCUUCACCACUCUCAGCAACGAAAACACCCCCGCGCACUGGGACAGCCAAGCCCACCAACAGCUCCUCAACCAGCUCCACGACCAAAUCCAACUCCUCCAGCAAUGCCUCCCUCGCGCCGACGCGGAUGUCAAAAGCCAAGGGCCCCGCAACGCCUGGCUCACCAUCAACGGGUACUUCCGGCGCAUCCAGGACUUCCUCCGCACAAACCACCACAGCCCCUGCGCCUGGGACAAAGUCGGCCUCGAAGCUCGCGCCUCCUUCCAGCGCAUCCACAACCUCACCCGCACCCUGGCAGAUUAGCCACAACGCCUCCUCACCGCAACCGCGCAUCCACGCCCCCCUCACCCAAUACCCGCACCCUCACCCAGGGACCCUCACUCCCACA
Struthio camelus australis is the source of this 925-nucleotide messenger RNA. The record is from RefSeq and is a predicted model, not a curated record. NCBI's taxonomy places the organism in Eukaryota, Metazoa, Chordata, Aves, Struthioniformes, Struthionidae.